CCGUGCAAGGUGCGGCCAAGCGCACUGUCUCCGCAAUAUCUAAUCAAUCAAUCUAAUAACGACCAGCGAAAGACCCCUCCAAAUCAAGGACCACCAUCACCGAAACGCACCAGACAUGGCUGAAGCGUUGACCACGGAGUCUCUCAAGGAGAUCAUUCUGUCCCGACUCGACGCCACUCAUGUCGAGGUGACCGACAUGUCCGGUGGCUGCGGCCAAGCCUUCACCACCGUCAUUGUGUCUCCCCAGUUCCAGGGGCUCAACUCGCUCAAGCGCCAUCGCCUCGUGAACGGUGCCUUGAAACAGGAAAUCGCGGCGAUACACGCCUGGACGGCCAAGUGCAAGACACCGGACGAGUGGCAGCGCGACCAGGGCGAGGCGAAUCGACCAGACUUGGAGGGGACCGUUGGCGGCAAAGUAGAGGGCACAACGCAAUAACAAGGAGGGAUACCAGGGAAAAAUGGCUAGCAACGACACAUUGGCUAUACGGAACAUGUAUGCGCGGGUCAAUUUAGAGAAAGUCGUGCAAACAAA
Messenger RNA from Emericellopsis atlantica, 532 nucleotides. Its product is annotated as bola domain protein. The record is from RefSeq and is a predicted model, not a curated record. Gene Ontology annotation, biological process: intracellular iron ion homeostasis. The transcript has 2 exons. Gene Ontology annotation, molecular function: 2 iron, 2 sulfur cluster binding. Lineage: Eukaryota; Fungi; Ascomycota; Sordariomycetes; Hypocreales; Bionectriaceae. Gene Ontology annotation, cellular component: cytosol; nucleus. Bases 116 to 436 code for a protein of 106 amino acids.